AUGGGGAGAAAAAGAGCGAGCGAGAGAGAGUGGGAACCCAGCGUUACUUAUCUGAGUUAUGCAAGUUCUCAGAAUGGUAUAAGAAAUUAUGACUUCGAAAAUAGAGGUGCUGAGAGGCCAAUAUUACAAGCAAUGAACGAAUUUUCUGCGAAUUCUAGCCAUGAAGCUUUAGGUUCUGGAUAUCUAUGCCUUGUGAUAACCAGUACUACCAACGAAGAAAUAAACUCGAUGCCAGACAUUUCAUCAAUUAAUGGAAACAAAAUAGGACAAGAUGCACUUCAGCAAAUUCAUGGACUGCUUAGAAAUUUUUUCCAACAACAAAUUAAUAUAUUUUGCAAUGAAUCACUAAUGAUUUUUGACGAUUUUGAGAAGCCCAUCAAACUUGACUUAAAAAUACCAGAUUUUAAUUUACUUAAUUUUUUUACCGACCUUCGCGAAGUAUUAACUUUUAAACUUUACACUAAAGAAUCCGGCGAUGAAUUUCACAUUUUGAGAGUAAAUAAUCAAACGGCACUAAAAGAAAGUAAUUUUAAUAACGAACGACACACCUACAUCAUCACGCAUGGAUUUGCGACUUCUUCCGACGGUCCAUCAUGCACUUUAGUUCGAUAUGCUCUGCAAAAUACAACAGAUUCGAAUAUCAUCACCGUAAACUGGAGCCCUUUAGCUAAUGGUUUUUAUGAGGUAGCUAGAUUAUUUGUUCCACGUGUAGGAAAAUACAUUGGAAAAUUAAUCAAUAUUCUAUACAAAAAUGGAAUGAAACCUGAAGCGACAACUCUUAUCGGUCAUUCUCUUGGAGCGCACGUUAUGGGAAUUGCUGGUCAAACUCUAAAUGAAAAAGUAAACCAUACUAUAGGUCUGGAUCCAGCUUGGCCUCUGUUUUUUGCUGUUUCUGCAAAUGAUCGUCUUUCACCUGACGAUGCUCUUCAUGUGGAAGUCAUACACACAGAUGCUGGAUUAUUGGGUUACCCAUUCAAUUUGGGCCUUUACGAUUUUUAUCCAAAUGGAGGCUUCUUACAACCAGGUUGUCACAACGAUUUUUUUUCUGCCUGCUCUCAUGGACGAUCUUAUAGAUACUUAGCAGAACAAAUAUCAAAUCCUGGUCCUGACUUCUGCUCAUUGAACUGCAUAUCCUAUUUGCAAUUUAUUGAGAAAAAGUGUACAAAUGAAACUACAUUCAUGGGUGGAAUCCGCAGUUAUCCAGCAAAUCAAGGAACAUACUAUCUGAAAACUAAUGACACAGAACCUUUCGGUUUAAGAACACAAUGCGCAUAA
Molecule: messenger RNA, 1275 nt
Organism: Belonocnema kinseyi
Lineage: Eukaryota; Metazoa; Arthropoda; Insecta; Hymenoptera; Cynipidae
Product: pancreatic triacylglycerol lipase-like
Exons: 5
Coding region: 1-1275 (424 amino acids)
Biological process (GO): lipid metabolic process
Molecular function (GO): lipase activity
Source: RefSeq, a predicted model, not a curated record